AUGCUGGCACAGUGCAAUUUUCUCAAGAGUGUUCCUGUGGGUGUACGUGCCUUCUCGUCGCUCAAUGCGCUAAGGGCGACUCCAAAGAAGGGGACACUGAAAGCUGGGGGUAAUGCCUUGCAGGAGUCUAAGUUCGAACCGCUAUCGGAGGCACAGAGGGCGUACCUGGACAGAGCUCUCAGGGUGAAUCAAGCUGGUGAACUGGGUGCAAAUUACAUCUACCAGGGCCAGAUAUUCGUGCUCAGCAGGAGACAUCCGGAGUUGCGCCCCACUCUGCAACACAUGUGGGAGCAAGAGGUGUUCCACCACGACACGUUCAAUGCGUUGCAGAUCAAACACAGAGUGAGACCCUCCUUGCUGACUCCCUUUUGGAAAGUCGGCGCAGUCGCUAUGGGGGCUGGUACCGCUCUGAUCUCCCCGGAGGCCGCAAUGGCAUGUACAGAGGCUGUUGAAACCGUCAUUGGCGGCCACUACAAUGAGCAAUUGCGCUGUCUGGACAGCCAGUUUGAACAGAGAAAGGCAGACGGUACCAGCGGGGUCCCUGAGGAGGUACAGUCGCUCACCGCGAAGGUCAAGCUGUUCAGAGAUCAAGAGCUGGAACACUUGGAUACCGCCAUCAAGCACGACUCACGGCUCGCGGUCCCCUACAUGAUGAUUACGGAGACCAUCAAGGGGGUCUGUCGGCUGGCCAUCUGGGGCGCAGAAAGGAUCUGA
Molecule: messenger RNA, 714 nt
Organism: Huiozyma naganishii CBS 8797
Lineage: Eukaryota; Fungi; Ascomycota; Saccharomycetes; Saccharomycetales; Saccharomycetaceae
Gene: CAT5
Product: putative monooxygenase CAT5
Exons: 1
Coding region: 1-714 (237 amino acids)
Biological process (GO): ubiquinone biosynthetic process
Cellular component (GO): mitochondrial inner membrane
Molecular function (GO): 3-demethoxyubiquinol 3-hydroxylase activity
Source: RefSeq, a predicted model, not a curated record